Alnus glutinosa is the source of this 1116-nucleotide messenger RNA. Its product is annotated as ethylene-responsive transcription factor ERF014. Lineage: Eukaryota; Viridiplantae; Streptophyta; Magnoliopsida; Fagales; Betulaceae. The coding region runs from base 135 to 812 and encodes 225 amino acids. The record is from RefSeq and is a predicted model, not a curated record. The transcript has a single exon. Gene Ontology annotation, molecular function: DNA-binding transcription factor activity; DNA binding. Gene Ontology annotation, biological process: regulation of DNA-templated transcription.
CUCUACGUCAUUGCUUUCUUCACUCUCACAACAAGAAAAGAAAAGAAAAUCCAGAGAAAACAGAAGAUCGAUCAGCUAGCUACCUAGCUAGAGAGAUUCAAAGUAUUGAUCUUUGCAGAGCUCCCUCUCAACAAAUGGUGAAGACAGAGCAAAAGACUCACCCAGAGCCAUCAAAGCCAAUGCCAUCAACAUCAGCAUCAGCAUCAGCAUCAGGAUCAGGAAGCAAAAAGAAGUACAAGGGAGUGAGAAUGAGGAGCUGGGGUUCAUGGGUAUCUGAGAUAAGGGCACCAAAUCAAAAAACAAGAAUAUGGUUAGGCUCUUAUUCCACACCAGAGGCAGCAGCCAGAGCAUAUGAUGCCGCACUUCUAUGCCUAAAAGGCUCUUCAGCCAAUCUAAACUUCCCCAUCACUUCUUCCAGUACUGAUUAUCACAAUAUUCCUCAUGAUAUCGUUAUGUCACCCAAGUCCAUCCAAAGAGUGGCUGCGGCUGCUGCCAAUAGCUUUAUUGCCAAUGCCACUGCCCCCCCACCAUCCUCCCCUCCUCCUCCCUCUUCGUCCUCAUCAGUCGUCUCGUCUCCAUCCAUGUCCUCCUCACCGUCCGAUCACCUCGACGAUGAUGUCUCGCUAAUGCCAUCGUUUGAUCAAGUACUGAUGAAUGAGCCAAUGGCCAUGAUGGAAUCCUGGUACAACUUUGACGGCGGCCUACAAUCGCCAAAAUUCAUUGAUCAAAUGCUUAAUGGUGCCUUGUUUGCUCCACCUGUGGCUGAUGAUCUGUACGAAGAAGUCGAUAUUCGUCUGUGGAGCUUCUGCUGAAGAAAUUAAAGACCAAACCAAAGAAAGCCAACCCAUAUCAUUCUUUUGUCCAUUCACAUUCGUUGAUGAUCUUCUCUUAUUGCUUGAAGACAUUACUGACAGUAACCAUAAAUUUGUUUAUUAGUGUAUUUUGAUUUAGGAGAGAAGAAAAUUUCAUGAGGAGAUAAGACAUUUUUUGGACUCUCCCCUGUGGUUUUUUAUAUAUUUGAGAAUAUGUAUGAAUCAAGCAAGGUGUGUCAUAUCAAUAUUAUUUAUGGUUUAUAUUGUAAUGAAAUAAUAGGGAGAGAAAGUUUAAUUCCAUCAA